Cannabis sativa is the source of this 576-nucleotide messenger RNA. RefSeq lists its product as uncharacterized. Bases 132 to 392 code for a protein of 86 amino acids. The record is from RefSeq and is a predicted model, not a curated record. The transcript is spliced from 3 exons. NCBI's taxonomy places the organism in Eukaryota, Viridiplantae, Streptophyta, Magnoliopsida, Rosales, Cannabaceae.
UAGAUAGCCACAAAAGAUUACAAUUUUAAACUCCCUUAAAAUAGACCACAGAUAUUUUAGUAUUCCAAAUAAAUAUUUCUAAAGCAUUUGCUUUUCACUAAUAGCUUCCAUCAACGUCUCAUAAAGUAACCAUGGCUAAUGAGAAUGAGAAAAAUGGCUGGAUGUCUAUUCCCCAAUUUGGAGGGUGGGAGCAGAAGGGAGGAACUGACUAUUCCAUGGUGUUUUCUCGAGCUCGAGCAAACCGGAAGCAGCAAAAGAUGGAUUUCAGCGAAUUCAAGCGAUCUAGCCUCGGAAACGAAAGAGAAUUCAUUAAUCCUGCUAAUCACCAGGAUGAUUCUGUCAUGAGGAAAAAGAAGAUUCUGACCUACAUUAACUGCUGUAUAAGACCUUGAUUGUCUAAGCACCGAAGCUAUCAGUAAAACUUUCAGUCAUUUAUCCUCUAUUAAUGGCCUGUAAAUUUAUAGAUGAGAAUUGUUCAUCACCAGAAUACUAAUCAAAAGUUUCUGUAAUUCUCUUUUGUGUGCAAUAUAACUAUAUACAUAUUAACUAUAAUGUAACUUUGAAAUUCGUUUGAUA